AUGUGCUGGCAUUGGUGCAGAGCAAGCGACGCGUGCGAGAGGAAAAGUGGCGUCAGUGGAAACAAUCAAGACGAAAGGCGAUGGCAGUCGACAGAUGUUGAGACGGACAAAUCGUUCGAGGCGAAAGACAGCUUGUCUUUCAGACCAGCACCCAAAGAUCAGUUUCAGGAGGAGUUGAUCAUCCGACCCCUGCACUCGGGGGACAUUUAUGCAAGCUUCCAGUUCCGCACACUAUGGGACACAGAUUUCUUACAGGAGGGAAAUAAGGUUUCCCACUACCGGCUCUUCCCCAAAUCCCUCGGCCAAGUGCUCUCCAAGUUUUCAGUGCGGGAGCUGCACAUCUCCUUCACGCAGGGCUUCUGGAGGACCAUGCAGUGGGGUCAGCCCUUCAUCCCCUCUCCACCUGGAGCAGAGCUCUGGGUGUGGUUCCAAGACACUGUCGCUGAUGUGGAUGAAAACUGGAAGGAGCUUACCAAUGUCCUCUCUGGAAUCUUCUGUGCGUCUCUGAACUUCAUCGACACCACCAACACAGUUCAGCCCAGUGCUUCUUUUAAACCGCUGGGUCUGGGAAAUGCUACAGAUCAUCGCUUUUUACGCUACGCAACAUUACCACGUGAGAUCGUCUGUACUGAGAAUCUGACGCCGUGGAAGAAACUACUCCCAUGUGGUUCUAAGGCAGGUCUGGCUACUCUCAUGAAGUCGGAAAAGCUGUUUCACAGUAGUUUCCACUCCCAGGCUGUCCACAUCAGGCCUGUCUGUCAGGACGUGCAGUGCACCAAACCAGCAUGGGAGCUGAGGCAAACUCUCAAUGUUGUAUUUGAUCUGUACACUUCAGGUCAAAGCAAAAAGGAAUGGUCCCUGUUUAAGAUGUUUUCUAGAACUCUGACGGAGGCCUGUCCUCUUGCUUCCUCUAGUAAAGUCUAUGUGGAUAUCACAGACAACCCUGAGGGGGAGCUGUUUGACCUUAGCCCUGCCACUCCUGUCCUCAGUCAAGCUGUUGUGCUGGGGGAUCGCAGGACGUAUUCAGUGUACGACCUGACUAAAGCAGACACGUUUGGACAGUUGCGUUCACUCAAUCUUCUGCUCCGCUGGAAAGGAGACCACGGUGACAUGUUGCGUCCCCUGCUGCAUGCGGAGCGCUAUGUGGCCGGUUUUGGCCUGCAAACAGGGGAAAUUCACACUCUCGUCUACAAUAACCACCCAUUCCGGGCUUUUCCGGUCCUUCUGCUGGAGUCGGUGCCCUGGUACCUGCGGUUGUACAUUCACACUCUUAAGGUCACCAGCAAAUCUCGUGAUAACAAGCCCAGUUACAUUCACUACCAGCCCUCUAAAGACCGCCAGCGUCCUCAUCUGCUAGAGAUGCUGAUCCAGCUACCACCUCAUUCUGUGACUGAGGUCACUGUACAGUUUGAAAGAGCUCUGCUCAAAUGGACCGAGUACCCCCCAGACCCAAAUCACGGCUUCUACGUUGGAUCGUCUGUCAUCAGCGGCCUGGUGCCAAGUAUGGUUGCAAUGGACACUAACUUCACCCAAGAGCAUCCGUUGUUUAGCAGUUUUUUCCCAGUUAAAGAGGAGUCCAACUACUUCAUGCGAGUCUACACCGAACCCCUGCUGGUAAAUCUACCUACGCCUGAUUUCAGCAUGCCCUACAACGUCAUUUGUCUCACCUGCACUGUGGUCGCGGUGGGAUACGGCUCCUUUUACAACUUGCUGACGCGCACAUUCCAGGUGGAUGAGCCGAGCCUGCCGCUAGCAAAGCGACUGGCCAACCUGAUUCGUCGUAUAAGGGGAGUCCAGCUGUUGACUUAACUGCGGAGAACAUGUCUAAAACAUCCAUAUUAGGCAGCUGAGAGAAUUUUUACGCUAACACAACAGAUACUUGAGCUUUAAUGUGCUUUUAAUCCUGGUGGGACUUGAAGCCGAAUGACUGUUUUGAACUGAUAUUGAACAGAAGAGUUCCCUUUCAUAACAGAAGGAUUUUUUUGGUUUUACAAAGGCAUGGUUAGAUUUGCUAAGGCAGAUCUCGGGCAUCUGGGAAAAGAUCUAAACUGCGAUACUUGAUGUUAAAUGGUCUCACCCUUUGUGAGCAAGCCUCGAAGUGCAGGCGGUACAACAUAACUACUGAAAAUGGAAACUUGUUAGGAAUGAAGCGAAUAUUUUCCACUUACUGUAAUGCACUGAUAUUUAAAUUGUCUCUUCUACAAAACCUUAUUUUGUGCAGUUUUUUGUGGGCAUAACAACCAUCACCAGGCUGAGUGUCAUUGAUUCGGAUGACCGUCUGUCCAACUUUCCCAUAAUAAACAAACGAAACUCAA
Messenger RNA from Triplophysa dalaica, 2315 nucleotides. RefSeq names its product phosphatidylinositol glycan anchor biosynthesis, class T (gene pigt). NCBI's taxonomy places the organism in Eukaryota, Metazoa, Chordata, Actinopteri, Cypriniformes, Nemacheilidae. Gene Ontology annotation, biological process: attachment of GPI anchor to protein. The record is from RefSeq and is a predicted model, not a curated record. Gene Ontology annotation, cellular component: GPI-anchor transamidase complex. The coding region runs from base 1 to 1809 and encodes 602 amino acids. The transcript is spliced from 13 exons.